AUGAAAGUCGCUACUGUCUUGUCGUUGGCUGCUACCGUUGCUCAUGCCAAAGUGUCUGUGGGUGUCUUGCGCUCGCUGGAAACCACGGGGACGUCCGACGUGCUCAUUUCUUUCGUCGGGGCGGACCUUGAGAGCCUCGCGGAAUCCAAGCAUGAAGACCGCCGCCAAGCCGUGUACGACGCCUUGACGGCCCACUCUGCCACGACACGAACGGAGUCCGCUUCGGUGCUGGACUCGGCCGACUGCGAACACUUCUGGAUCGCCCCCGCGGCGAUCUGCCGUGGCUUGACCAAGGAGCAAAUCGACCAAGUGGCUCGCCUUUCCAACGUCAAGAGCGUCGCCUUCCCCGACAAUGUCCAAUUGAUCGAACCUGUGCUGAAUGAGGAGGUGUCCGUUAAAACCGGCGACGUGAACGCGACUGUGCCCCAGUGGGGCGUGAGCACCACUGGUGCUCCAGACAUCUGGAAGUACUACAAAGGCAAGGGUGUGGUCGUGGGGUCCAUCGACACGGGUGCGGAGUACCGCCAUGAAUCGUUGAAGAACAACUGGCGCGCCAACAAGGGGUGGUUCAACCCGUACAACGGCACUCUUUUCCCCCUUCCCGUUGACUCGUCCAGGCACGGCACCCACACCAUCGGCACCAUGGUGGGUAGCCACGGCAUUGGCGUGGCUCCUGAGGCGCAAUGGAUUGCGUGCUUGGGUUUGUAUAUCCGAGAGGGAACGCCUGCAGGGUUGCUCAAGUGCGGCGAGUUCAUGCUGUGCCCCACUCGCUUGGACGGCACCCACCCCGAAUGCAAGCUCGGCGCGGACGUGAUCAACAACUCGUGGGGGUCUAAAAAUGGCUACCUCCCUGUGUACGAAGACAUGGUGACGUCGUGGCUUGCGGCUGGCAUCACCCCCAUCUUCGCGAACGGAAAUUCUGGUCCUAAAUGCGGGACCACUGGCAACCCCGGCAUGUACACGCGCGUCAUUUCGGUGGGCGCCGUCGGGUCCGCACAGAGAGACCCUAACUAUUUGGCUCCCUUCAGCUCCAAGGGUCCCGGCUACCCCCGUGACGCCAACAACCAAACCCUGACGAUCGUCAAGCCGGACAUUUCGGCCCCUGGCUACCCCACGCUCUCCGCAAACUCGAGGGUGUUGGACGGGUAUGUGCACAUGUCUGGCACGUCUAUGGCCGCCCCUCACAUUGCCGGCGUCGUCGCGUUGUUGAAGAGCGCCCAGUCGGACUUGACCUACGACGAGAUCUAUGGCUACUUGACCAAGACCGCCGAUCGCGAAGUGCUCAAGCCUGAGCCUGAGAAAUGGUACUUCCCCAACGGCACCUUCUUUAGUGAUGGCGCGUAUAACUGCGGCAACGUCUCGGACGCGUCUUGGCCCAACAACCGCUACGGAUACGGCCGAGCCAACGUCGGCACCAUCUUGCGCGACGGCAAGCUCAACGACACCCCCCGCCCUGCUUGCUGAGGAACACAUGUCACGUUUGGUCAUCAAGUCGAGUUGUCAGCAGAGCAAUAUUCACAGUAGUAGCGUUUAUCCAGUGAAAUUUACCGGAGUAAUUGUCGUCA
This is a messenger RNA of Aphanomyces astaci, 1565 nucleotides long. RefSeq lists its product as hypothetical. Gene Ontology annotation, biological process: proteolysis. The coding region runs from base 1 to 1464 and encodes 487 amino acids. The record is from RefSeq and is a predicted model, not a curated record. Lineage: Eukaryota; Oomycota; Saprolegniomycetes; Saprolegniales; Verrucalvaceae. The transcript has a single exon. Gene Ontology annotation, molecular function: serine-type endopeptidase activity.